GAAUCAGGGACUCUGGCUAACUGGAUGUGUUACAUUAAUUUCUUAAUAUGUGAAGGAGUGGAUCACCCCUUUAACAGCAAUGGGAAAUUAGUUUCUUUAUUUCUUCAUUAAGUCUGUGGGAGGGAAAUUAAUUUUCUACUCUGGUUUUCAAAAUUAAUUGAAUAUAUCUUUAUUAAAGUGAUAAAUAUGUACACAUACUUUUUGGUUGAAAGAAUUCUCUAAAUUAAUCCUAAACAGGCAUUUUCAAAGCAGUUUGGUAGCACAUGUGGGGUAUUUUUUGGUUCAUUUUCUGAUGUUAUAAAAACAUUGAAAAAAAAUUGGUCCUAUAAACCCAAUAUAAUAAAGUUGUCUAUAGAAAAGAGUAUCUGAAAAUAGUUUUUCUAAAGAAUUUUUGUAGUAUUACUUAAAAGAGCAUAUUGUUUAGUCUUUGGUUCUUCCUACUCUGACUGUGUUAUUUUUGUACCUAUGUUCUUGCAGCUUUUUACAUGCCCGUAAGUGUCUAUGCUUUCAUUCGUAUAAAAUGCGGGGUUUUUUGAUUGCUUUAACAGGAAACAAACGUUUUUAAAAGCAUCAUCCUCUUAGUUUGAAGAAUGAAGCAAAGCACCUUGAGGUGCCUGGAUACAUUGGUAGUCAGGAAUUCACAAAGCAUAUCAAAGUUACUUCCUAUGCACUCAAUAUUUUUAUUUCUGUAUUAUAAAUGUGUUUCAUAAGGUGUAUUUCCAUCAUUGCAUCAUUAUAUUCCUUCAUUUACAUUCUCCUAUGCAAAGUCAAUCCCCUCAAAUUGAGCUUACGCCAAUGGAAUUUUUAUUUAGCCUUCUAUUGCAUAAAUAGCACAGCAAUUUUAUCCAAAAUCUUUCUUACCGAAAAAAUAAAUCAUAAACAUUUUUCUAAAGAACUUCGACAUUUAAGUGUCAGGGUGAAAAAUCUACCAAUGACAACAGUGAUUUUUCCAUCUCCUGGUAUCUUCAGAUGAGUGCCAGGUACCUUUGCAAACAGCAUGCUUUGGCCAAGCAUAAGCUCUGGACUGAAUACAAGAAUACCACAGUGGAUCCAAGAAUUUAUAAUGUCAGGAAAGUUAGAUUUGCCAGUCCUUUACAAGUGUCAAGUCCUUCACGCACUUCUGGCCUAAGGGCUCAAAAGAGUAAGAAAAUUCAUGACAGAGCCUCCUACAACUUAAUUUUCCUCAAGUACCUCAAAUGCAUUAAAGAGAAAAUACAAUUUCUCAUCCCUCGGUCAAUGACAAUUAAAAGCCCAUGCUAUUUUAUGGGACCUCUGUCUCCAUGCACAAAUAAGUAAUCAUGUCCAAAAUUACAUUAAUAUAGACACAGGUUAUUUUAAUUUCAUAAUUUUUAGUUUUUAAACUUAACUGGCUGACUUUUCAACUUUUACCAUCUUUCACGAGUUACUGUAUUAUUCUUAAACCAGUCAUAAGACAACCGUAUUUCUGAAAUUGCACUGCAGGUACUAUAAACCCAAACUCGUACUCUAACCUCUACCGCUAAUUCCCAGGUGAAAGCCACCAAUCUCUCAAAGUUAGUUAAGACCUAUAACUGUUUGACAGUCUUGAUUACCAAAAAAACCUUGUUGUGUAAUUUAUCUUUUAAAUAAAAACCACAAAUGAAGAGGGCCAAACUACCUUUGCAAUUCUUGAAAAACAAUGUCCUUUAAGGGAAAUGUCCUGAAUAGUCACUUAGAAUUCAAAAAUUAUUUUCAACCUGAAAAUAUUAUUUAUUUUAAAGCUUAUAAUAUUUUUUCCUAGGUUCAAAAAUCCAAACACAAAAUUAUUGCCCAAGUUACACAUCAAAGAUACAAAAUGUCCUAGGUGGUGAAGGCGAUUAAUUUUUGCAGAAGUUCCUCAAGUUACCUCCUUUUUAUAUAUCUUCAUUUAUGUAAAUAGAAUUCCAAUGAUUUUUUAUAAUAAGAUUAUGCUCAUUAUUCAAAUUGUAAGAGAAGAAGAAAAAGUGGAAUACAAGUAAGCAAUUAAUCAAUGGGGGGAAAAUUAGCUGAUCUUACUAGGAAGUUAAGAGGACAUUCUUGUUUGGUUGUUCAAACAAAUAACUUAAUUAUAGACACACAAGAGCACAGGAAUUAAAUACGCAAAGUUUACAUUGAACAAAAGCAAGACUGUUUCAAAAGCAUUCACACAUCAUGAUUCAAUCUACGUGUUUAUUCCAGUCCACUGGAAUAGUUCUUCUCUUUCAAAACCGCCAACAAUUAAGUUGCGAAAUGCAACUGAGAGGAAGAAGCUGAACGAGUUCUUCCCUUGCUUAGAUAAUUUAUUGUUUGAUUAGUAGCUAGUUUAAAAAACAAAAUCUGAGUCCACAAAGCAUCUUUGUUAACAUAUUAACCUUAAUUUGCAAAGAUAAAAUAAGAUGCAGUCUUUGCCCAGAGGAACAAUCUAACAUUAAUCAUAGAGAAGUAAAAACAAACUUCAACUCCUUCUCCCCCUUAUAGAGGAACUUAAAGAAGCAGAACAAGAGGAAGUCUGCAUAGAUACUUAGUAGCAGACAAAAUCUCAACUGCCUUGAGGAAAUAAGUCAAUGGUGAAAUGAUCAAAGGAACUAUCACCAAAAAUUCUCUUCCUUAGGGAAGAAAAUCUAGGAUCUACCCCAUAAUUGAAAUAGCACAGAGUGGAGCCCCCUCCAAUAGUGUCUUCCAAUCAUUUACCAAAAUUGAAAGUCCAAUAGGCUUUUACCACUAUUACUGUUUUGAAUGCCUCAUGUGUUCAUGGAGGAGGUUGUUGAGGGCCCUGCAAUCCUCUAUGUCACGCAAAUUCCUCCUCUCUUUGGAGAGACUGCUUACCUGAAUUUUCUAUGAAUUUUCUUAGGCAGGGAGACUUUUUAGGCAGCUUGUCAGCACUGAUCUGAAUAACAUUUCCACAAAAAUCUUUGCUUCUAUAGCAAAAGUCUAUAAAUGUUUUUAGUGUCAGGUUUUAGGCAAUAGCAAAGAAUAACUGCAUCAUCAACAGAGCUGCACUGGCUUAUCCUCACACAUGUGGCUUUCUCUCAUUUGGACUAAAAACCUGAACACUCUCCAAUUGCUUCCUCAAAUUCAAUAAAAUUCACUUGGCUCAUUAUCUGGUUCUAAUCUGCUAGACUAUUUUCUAGAAACUGUAAUAAAAAUAAAAAGAAUGGCAAAUUAUGCAGGGAAAAAAUACACGUUAACAGCACUGUCUAUAAAAUCAGUAAUCAUGAAAAACAGUAAAAAUUUGAUCUAUUGUCAACCCUAACAACCAUUACAUCUGCUUAGAUAAAAGCAUCUAAAAUAAGCACCUCAUCCAAUUAAAGCUGGCUUCUACUCACCAGUGGAAAUAAAUGGAAUUUUUAAGAUUACAUGUCUAAAGAAAACUUCUUAAAAAUUCCUUUCUCACCUUAAGUCUUCAGGCAACCCUCCCACAAGCACAAAUUCCUUGUGGAUCAACCAAAUACAUACCAAACAGAAACUGACUGUAUCACAGCAACAAAUACAAAGUUUACAAAUAUAUCUCCACAGAUACCAAAAUAAAUGCCAAGCAUAACAGAAACAUCAAUAUCUAUUGCAUUUAUGCAUGUCAGAAGCCUGCAUCGCUGCCACAGCUGAGCAAAAUUAAAACUGCCAGAGGGGCCGAUCUGGUGUUACAUUAUUUCACCUAUAAUUGAACAGCUCAGUUUUGUUAGAAAAUGAUACAUUUUUGAGACACAUUUGUUUUGCAUACUUUGAUAAUGAAUUCUCUGCAAGAACACCCGGAAUUAUAAAUGAAAGCAGAACUAUAGGAGUAAACUGAAAGGCCAGAGAGCUCCCUCUAGUGUGAACAAGAAAAAGAAAUCAUUUAAGUCCAAGAUGUCAAUUGUACAGAGAAAUGUGUUACUGAGACAAAAAAAAAAUACAAUGCAAAAGAAGUAGUUAAGGAGCUAAAUAUUAACCUCGGAUCUUAGAAAGCUGAGAUGAGAUUGAAACAACAAGGCUUUUGCUCUAUUAUAAGCAGACAGUACCCUAGAAUCAGAGGGCAAUUGAGGUUGGAAGGGACCUCUGCAGGUUGGUCAUCUGGUCCAAUACCCCCACCAGCAGCCAGUGGCCCAGCCCACGUCCAGAUGGGUUUUGGAUAUCUACAAGGACGGAGACUCCACAGCCUCCCUGGGCAACUUGUGCCAGUUACCCUCACAGUAAGAGCAUUUCCUUAUGUUCAGGAGGUACCUCCUGUGUCUCAGUUUGUGCCCAUUGCCCCUUGUCCUGUCACUGGGCACCCCUGAAAAAAGGCUGGCUCCAUCAGCUUUACAUCCUCCCUUCAAAUAUUUGUACACAUCCAUGAGAUUCACACACGCAUACCCUGAGACCAAAAAAUUUUGUUCUCGCUUAAGGACCUUAAGUACAAAACCCAAACAGGAUGAUUUUGUUAUUCAAAAAGAAUCUCACUGAAAUAAGACAAAACUCUAUCAAGGAAAGCCAGAAGCAGAUUUUCAUCACGGUGUUAGACAGUUUUGACAUGAUUUUUUUUACCUUGUGUAUAUUUGGGAGGACAUUGUUUUAAAAAGCUAAUUUACGCUGACAGUUUUCCACAGACCGUUUGUGGAAUCCUCACAUCAGCACAUGUCCGCACAAGCCUCCCAACACGCUCGUCCUUCCAAUGACAAAAAAAGUUUGGCCUUAUUAAACUUGCUGCAUCUAAAAAUAUUUUGAGCAACUGACAAUGCAGAAUUUUAAUCCUAUUAGAUGAGCAGCAUUCCCGAUGCCUUCAGUGGGAGCUGACAGCGCUCACCAGCUGGAGCACCAGACCUGUUACUGAAAUCAGAGUGGGUGUUUGCUUCCCCACCAGCACUGGUAACAUUUCCUUUCUCUUUCAAAAUUUGAAUACAGAGAUGAGCAUGUGUGAAAUUCAGCCCUGCAGGGCUUUUAUUGACCCUCUGUAAGCAUUUUUUAUUGAAUAACUUUCCCCUAAGGACUGACAAAACCAAACUUUCUUAGUUGGAUGUAUGGUUACUUCUGCUAUUAUAAGCGGAUACCAUUAUUUCUGAGCAGUAAAAAUCAUCUCAACAGCUUAGUGGUUAAUAACUAAAUAUUCUAAUUAGGUGCAGGCCUUUUUUCCUCGAAGAUCUUUAGGAAAAAAAAUCUCCCUCAUUCUGAAAUUUAACAACUGACAUUGAUCUACAAACCUGUCCUUAAAAUCCUGAUUAUUUUGCUAUGAAAAAACUUAUUAUUUCAUGUUUUUUCUGGUGCCAGCAGGUUUUUUAAUUAGAAAAAUCACUACAGCUCCACUGGAAGAAGUAAACAAGAAUCAUAGAAUCAAAGUGAGAGGUUAACUAAAAACACAGUGUUGUGUGUAAUCAGAAAUUUAAGCAUAUUUAAAAUAAACUUUUAAUUUCUGUUGUAGCACUAUUACAAUCAUAAUCUUGAUUCCAAUUAAAGAUUUAAUCGACAACAGUUUGUCAAACAACAUAAUAUUAUUUAUCGUCUUUUCUUAGAGCAACCAAUAUAGCUGGAAAACCAGGCAUUCAUUCCUUCAGAAAGGUCUAAGGGACACCAAGGGGUACCCAAGAAAGUAAUUGUCUUUUUCAGAUAUGACCUGGUCUAAAAUAACCCUUCUCCACAGUAUCUGCUAUGUGGAAAAGGACAACAGGGUUAUCCGAGAUUCUGAUACGGUUCACUCAUUUGAGAUGGUUGUUGCUGAAUCUGAUAACGAAGGCCCUUUGACAUUAACUGUACAAAGCCAAUCAUUAAAAUCUAAGUUAUGAAAGAUUACCUUUAGUGAAAAAGCAUUAUCUCUAAAUCAAGCUUCCUGGACAGAAAUUUAGUUAACAAACAUGAGAAUUUCAGGGGACAAAUUUAUAACAUGCAAUUUAAGACUCUUAACAUUUUAAUAUUUCCUUAUGUAAUAAUUAGCAUGAACUGCGUAGACUGCUGUCAUCUUCACACCUCCUGCCAUAAUGCUGCUUUAAACAGCAAACUUCAGUCUUUGGUUUUGGACAGCAAAAUUCACCUACGGUUCAGAAACACGGGUGGCUCCUCCCUUGGCAAUAAUGGGGUCAAUCCGCACCUGAUGGGGGGUGGCGAUAAACUCGCUGAGUCCAUCUUUGUUGUUGGACUUUGUAGUAAGGACGGCAUAAAACAAGAAAUAUUUACCACAUUAACAAAAGGAGGAACUAGAGGAGUCAUGUAUACUUGUUACAACUUUUGCUGUUACUAGUUUCUCACUCAUCUGUCUGUAAAGAUUAACAUAUAAACCUGUUACAGAGUUUUCACACAUCUGUGUACCUGUAUAUUAGCCCUCCUUGAGGAUUUCACGGACAAUCCUCAAGAUCCCAGAGAUGCACGUGAGAAUGCAGCCUGAGCUCAGAGAGGGGCACAUAGGAGAAAGUGAGAGCCUUUUCCAAGGUGAAGACCACCUUUUCCUGUUUUCUGGUGUAUAACAACUUAAGCUUUUAUUGUUAUCUCUCAGUAAUAAAUAAUGCUUAGUGUUUAUGUUUUGUGUGGUAUGGUUUUGAAGAACCUCCACUACACCCAUGCACAGAGAGAGAGAAGACACAAAUUUUCUGCCAAGAUCCACACAGGGAAAAACAUUUGAGUAACCACCAGUGAGUGUUAAAGAUCUGAGGGCCUUUCCUGCCAGAGUUCUACUGCAUUACUCUUUCACCUUCAGAGGAGGGGUGAUGUCCAGCCAAGAGGUUGGAUGGGGCUGAUCUGUUUCCCAGUCCACGCCUGGCGCCUUCUCCUCUGCUGCAGACAGGGCUGGGCACAAGGGUCACUGUUGCGAGGACAGCAGGCUCCACCUCCACUCUCCAGAUGACACACAUAAGCAUUUCUAGAACGUUUUUUCUUCUCUCUUAAUAAUGAUACGUAGUGGUGGCAUAACACAAUGGAGAUUUACCUGUUGCUUGUACAACAGAAGUUCCUCAUACGAAGUUGUUAUGACACAUAAAAAGUUUCCACACACACAUGCAGGCAUUUUACUUACGCUUAAACGCACCAGAGUUCCUGUGCACUCAUGCCCUUGCACUGUCUCUUUCAGCCAUUCUGCUGGUUGACACCAUCCUCAGAGGCAGGCAAGAACUCAGGGUGAGGGCUGGGCAGAGGCGCACAGGAGGAAGCUCUCAGGUGCUUUAUGAAGUAGUGGCAGUUUCUCCUGUUUUCCAAUGUGCAGCAAGCAAGCAUUCUCACGUCCUUAGCAUUAUCUAGAUAAUAAACAACCUAAACUGCUCUGCUCUUUUCUUACACGAUAUUGUUACCCUCACUGUGUUAUAGGCACAUACACAGUCAUACUACAAAAGUUCGUUGGUAUCUCCACCAGCUAAAAACCAUUAGAGCCACCCCCGCCUGUAAGUUACAUAUUCAUCCAGCACCUCUUAACCCUGGUAUGUUUAUGUCAUAAAGUAAAUAUUAAUAUUUAACUACGGUCAUCAAACCUCCAAACAGUUCUCCUUAUUUCACGCAUCAGAAGUUUUUGUUUUUCCCUGGGGAACAUCUGAUCAGUUCCACCAGCAUUAUCAUUCCACUCUUUCCCGCUUCCGUAUAUACAAGCACUUAAAUAAAUAACGCAAUCCAGAAUCGCUAGAGGAAACGUGCUAACACAGACACAGAUCACGCUCAGUCCCUGGGUUUCCUGGUAACAAAAUGAUUCCACUUGUGUGUCUCAAGAGUUUAUUUGACAUGUGGGUUUUAACCCAACCCAUCCCACAAUUCUUCCAACAUUUAAUGUUACCAGUACACAGUAAAAUGCACUCUCAGCCUUACCUUUUAUAAGGCUUUCUAAGUACUACUUCUUGUCCUUGCUAAACACCACACACGGUUUGGGGAAAUACUACUAAAGUAAAUGUGAAGCACUUAGGUGCUCCUCUCUUGUCCCUUGGAGGAGCCAAACCAGCCACAGAUCAAUGUGCUUGAACCCAGCUUCCACGUAGGCUGCUCCUCUCACUGGGGAGGAGAGUGAAGGAGACCCCAGAGCAGUGGAGACCAGGGAAGCACAUCUACCAGUCUCCAGCCUUAAAGCUUAAGGUUUACGUUAAGAUUUGUCUUCACUGGUUAAAAAAAAAAACAAUAAACCCACCAGAGUUUUCACUUGUGUAAACCCCAUGCUGGUCCUUUCCCCCUGUGGUUGGCUGCCCAGCUAGAAAAUCUUGGUGGAGGCAAAAUACUCCUGUUUGCUGUUAGACAAAGAAUUAGGUGUGGAUGAGCGGCCAGCGAGCAGGUGGCUGUCACGGAGACACCCCUUCUGCAGCUCCUGCUCAGCGGGUGUCCAGGGGCUUUGUAAACACCCAAACCAGGUUUGGGUGGCGAUUAACCCGGGGGUGGCGGCGGAAAGCCCUUUAACAGUUUAAAGGUUUAACAAUAAAAGGUGUUCCCAAAAGACGAAAGGACGGCUACCUCCACCUCACGGCGAUCCUGGCGAGGAGCUGAGGAGAAAGAGCAGGUUUCUGGGGUGGAACCGCCUCGGCUCCGCCCGCUGCCCCGCGGAGCCCGGGCGGGCGCGGCUGAGGCGCAGCCAAGGUACAGCCCAGGUACAGCCCUGCCACUCAGCCGCGCCCUCUCCAGGAAGCAGCGGGGCAGCAGCGGCACCAGCUGGGGCAGGCGUAGGCGUAGGUGCAGGAGCCGCCGGAGCAGCAGCAGGAGCGGCAGGCGCAGGGGCAGGAGCUGCCGGAGCAGGAGCGGCAGCAGCGGCAGGCGUAGGGGCAGGAGCUGCCGGAGCAGCAGCAGGAGCGGCAGGAGCUGCCGGAGCCCCGCGGGACGCUGCCCCGCCAGCCGGUCUCCGGGCAGAUACCACACCAUGUUUGCCGCCUUGGUCCUGCUGUGUCAACUGCAUGGGAUGGUGUUUGCGUUUCCUCACUGCACAGGGAGAUUAGAUAACUUGAAGCAACCUGAACAGAAAGAUGUGUUCACAUCAGAAAAGGAGGCCAAUUCAUUCAUUGGACGACACCUUCUGAAUAACAGAUUUGAUUUUGAAGCAUUCACAGCAGAUAACCUGGAAAGAGAAUGCCUUGAAGAGCUGUGCAGUUAUGAAGAAGCAAGAGAAGUAUUUGAAGACCCUGUUAAAACGAUGGAGUUUUGGAAAGAAUAUUCAACUAAAGGCCCUAAAAUAAAAAUAGGUGAUGAGACACUACAAAAGAUUAACGUUACAGGACUUCUCGUCAGUCUAGUUGCUGCUGGAGUACUGUUAGUUAUAAUUGUACUGCUUGUCUUCUACUGCUGCAAAAGCAGAUGCAAAUCAAGGCAACCACCAGGGUACUUGGAUUAUGUAAGAAAUAGAAGACGCAAUUCAUCUAACAUCUUCAGAAGGCAUGAAGAGUUUUCUUUACACCCACUUCCCCUCAGAACUGACGAUUCAGGACUACCAACGUAUGAGCAAGCAGUUACUUCAAAUGGACAACAUGAUGUGCCACCACCCCCUUAUCCAGGGCCACCGAAAGGGCGGAUGUUUAGGAAGUCUAUGUCACUCCCUGCCCCUUAGUCACAAACCUCCUUCUGGGCGAAGGGGGAUUACUGACGCAUACCAUACUUUUUUAAAAAGUGUGUGCUACCUUGCAUAUUGCAAGACAGUUUACAAAAAUGGGAAACAUCUUUAGCACAACUAGGAACAAGUGAAAAUCCCAUUUGGGAAAAGAAAUGAUCGGUUGCAAAAGCUCCAGGAGUAUUCUUAGCACAAGAGUACAUCUCAUACUGCCACCCUCUUCCAUGUACACUUUGACCCAUCUCAUUGUACUAUUGAUGUUUCAUUAAUAGUUUAAUCUUGUUUUUCUUUAGAAGGAACAGUAUUAUAAUUGGUUUUAUUAACACUAACCAUUUUUGUGACUAUUAAUACUUUAAACCACUGCAAGAAGUCUACUUUGUUAUUUGAGAUAUUCACUUCAUUGCUACGUGAGUUUUCUAUUUGUUCUACUAAUAGAUUUGAAUAUGAAAAUGAUUUCCUUGUUUCAUCUUUUAAAUGUAUGAUGUUACUGCUUCUGGAUUACACUGGUGUUUUAGACAGUGUUGGUUAACAGACUACUAGAUCUGUUGUAUUUUUGUGAUUAUGAUUUUGGAUUAAAAGGAACUACUAAUUACACAGCACAUUACACAUUCAGACAAUGGAUACUUUUAUCAAAUGGUUUUGAUACUCACUUUGACCUGGUAUUUAGCACUGAACAAGUGCUCUGCGUUGGGGGAUGUUAAGCAGAUAGCUAGAGAUUUGUCCCUUGUAAAAGGUACCUAGGUUUCAUAGCUAGUGUUUCUCUUACAGCUUAAGAACUUACAUGUUGGAAAAGACACUUAGCUUGUGGAAUCAAAGGGCAAACUACCCCACAGAAGCACUUUGCAGAAGUAUGUAUUUACCCUACUGUGAUGACAAAAUGAGACUUUUAGUAGGAUGAAGCAUCAUAUUUGAUAAAUAAAUGGUAUCCACAAAGCAACAGUCAAGAAUUUCACAGUUACUAGUUAAUUGUAUCAACAGAAUAUCUGUAUCUUCAGUUGUAGCCACCCUUAACUGUACAACUUACUAAACUAUCAAUCUCAAGCAGAAUACAGCCUACAGGUCUUGCUGAGCAAGUCAGACCAAUACUGGCUGUCCCUUUACCUACUAGUCACAUGGCUCUAAUGGAAAAGGCUUCCCAUACCUGCAGGAAGCCAUAUGAGAGGGUCUUGGACAACAUGUUAGGCUGGUGUUCUCUUGUAUUACAGUAGGAAGAUAGUUGGACACGUGCAGUGAAGGUUUUUAAGAAGCAACAAAAUAUACACACACUGCCCCCUUAGACCGGUGCUGACAGGAGCAAGUGGUAUUUUAAUUUGGACCUAAAGUGCACUUUAUAUUACAAAGGCUGGAUAUUUAAUGUUUCACUGAAUGUUAUGUUUUUAACAUGCUAGAACCUACAGUGCUAUUGAGUGAGAUGCAAGGAAAGCCCUGAGAUUUGUAGUCUGUAAAUGCUUUUGGAAAGGAGAAAAUACUCCAAAAUCUUGGAAUAUAGAGUACUUUGAAAAUGCUACACAAGGAGGUCUUGCCCCUUGGAAAAGACAUACAACCUGGCUGACAUCAGUGGACACAGGCCUCUGUUCUUAUUCCUAAACCUCCAGCGUCAGAUUCGGCUUUUGGCUAGUCACAAACUUUGGAGCUUUCUUCUUGUUGAGAGAUGGGAGAACCCCCGUGUUGGCAUAGGUCCAAUUCACUUUUGCCCUGCUUGUAAAAGCAGUUUGAAGUUCUUGGAGGUUACUGUUCUAUAAGACUGAAAUUAAUUAUUUGUGUGGCAUCACUGUUACUAACCAACAGUCAUGAUGAAGCUAUAGAAUCAUAAGCUUGAAAAAACUUCUCCCACAUUUCCUUCUCAUUUAGCUAACAAUUUUUAAGAUUUGUUACUAUGUAUCUUGAGCUCUGGAUCACUCUCUUCUCUAGAUUUGUCCUCAAAAAUAACGAAUUUAAAUGGGACUGAUAUAAGCACUUUCCAGGAGAGGGAUUUCACAGGGCUAGUGAAAGUCUGGAGAUUCUUUCCUGUUACUACAGUGAUGUAGGCAUCUGGAAAAGUCAUGUUUUCAAAAAAACUACAGAAACUGUAUCGAAACCUAGUUAAUCACUUGAAAUUUUAUUCUUCUACUAUUCCUAUAAAUCAUUUGUAAAUGAUUCCACACAAUGCAAGGAAAAAUCUUGACUUUCAUAAUUAAUAAAAAAACCUUAAGAUGGUAUAAUUGUUAUCAGUAUUAUCAAUGCUGUAGCUCUGGGCAGUAAAGCACACAAACACUAUAAAUCUAUUCAAAGAAUCUUCAUGUUAGACCUUGAAGAUACUAAAAAUAUGCAGUGAUUGACAUUCAAAUACUGGUUGCAUGUAACAUAAUUUGCAAGACACAUUCUGCUCAUCAUAAAUAAGGAGCAAACUUUUAACAAUUAGUGAAACAUAAGGUAAACUUACCUCUUGCUGUGAAAGGAGAAAAUUCCCUUCAAUGGCAGUUGUUUGGGUCAAGUUUGGUUUUCUUCCUUCAGACAUUGACUCCUGGCCCAAGACACUCUUACCUUGUAUCUUGUCUCUUUUUAGAAUUUAUGAUUCCACAGGAUUAGCAGAGGAAAAAUGAACAAGAGGCAGACAAUGGUGAUGACUUGUGAAUUCAGAAGCAUUGCCACAUUUCCAAACGUUACGUUUUCCUUUGAAAAUGCAGGUGUUAAUAGAAUAUGGAAAGCAGCAAAUGUAAAGUGUCCUUAGGUGGGAGGAGAAGGAGGAGGAAGUAGUUUUUGAGGAGCAAAGCAGCAGCAAGUUUCAUCUGUUUUGUGUACAAAUGUAAAUCAUCAGUGUUUUGAUUUCCAGUCUGUCUUUCAAGAGCCAGUAGGAAAGUCAGUGGAUUUUAAGUGAAUUAACAGAGAUCUACUGUGGCAGUUGAAAACAGAAGUGUCCCAACAAAGCACUGGGAAAAAUUACAUAGCACUUACAUUGUUUCUCUCGGAACAGGUUUGAACAUGUCACACUGCGCACUGCUAGCCCUUC
This is a messenger RNA of Cuculus canorus (common cuckoo), 12404 nucleotides long. RefSeq names its product proline rich and Gla domain 4 (gene PRRG4). Gene Ontology annotation, molecular function: calcium ion binding. The coding region runs from base 8735 to 9415 and encodes 226 amino acids. Lineage: Eukaryota; Metazoa; Chordata; Aves; Cuculiformes; Cuculidae. The transcript is spliced from 6 exons. Gene Ontology annotation, cellular component: extracellular region. The record is from RefSeq and is a predicted model, not a curated record.